CAUUCUUCUCCUUCUCCUAUGCCGUGCGGUGGCGGCUGAGCUUGACCCCAGUUGGAAGGACACUGAGGUCACGACCAAGUAGGAUAUCUCGUAGGAGGAUCCCGAGGAUCCCCACUACUGUCCUAACUCCAUCUUUCCUGUCUAUGUCGUUGUUGUGCUCGUUGCUCGCACCUGUGAAGAUAUCUCAGUCUGAUCAUUGAAUCCUCUCUUGGCUCGAGCCAUCGCUGUCGCAUGCCUGCUGAUUCAUGCUCAUCACCCACUUUCCUCUGUUGCCGAAUCUUCCGUUUUCACUCCAUGUGCGCGUUGACUUGCUGUCUGUAGGUUGUGGAGGGUGAUCACCUCCAACGAAAACGAUGAGCUCAAGAAACUUCUGGAAGAAGACGACGGCAAUGCUAUGUUGAGAUCUGCUGACGGCCGCGGUCCUUUGUUCUGGGCUCAUGAGGCCAAGAACGAGGAGGCGAUCAAGAUGCUGAUUGAUGCAGGAGCACAGGAAGAUUGGCAGGAUGCUGAUGGUAACACCUGCAAAAACUUCCCUCACGGGCAGAUGACAGAGUACAUGAAAAAGUUGAACGAAGCUCGUCAAAAGGAGUUUGAGGAGCACAGGAAGCGUAUGGAAGAGCAGGAGGUGUCUAUCGACGAAGAUGAGGAUGACGAUGAUGAGGAGGAGGGAGAUGACAACGACGCGGACGAGUCUGACGAUUAAUUGGCUGAUGUGAAGACAAAUAGAACUUCGUUGGAAUGAGAGUCCUUGAUGGGUUAGUCAGUCAGGUUAGGGGAAUAGAAGCCCACAGCCCAUCUUCUCUUUAAGAAGUGUAUGCACUUUCGAACAUGGUUAACAUUACCAACUAAAAUACAGAACAUUGUUAGAG
Molecule: messenger RNA, 869 nt
Organism: Guillardia theta CCMP2712
Lineage: Eukaryota; Cryptophyceae; Pyrenomonadales; Geminigeraceae
Exons: 6
Coding region: 395-703 (102 amino acids)
Molecular function (GO): protein binding
Source: RefSeq, a predicted model, not a curated record